This is a messenger RNA of Diaporthe citri, 2712 nucleotides long. RefSeq lists its product as uncharacterized. NCBI's taxonomy places the organism in Eukaryota, Fungi, Ascomycota, Sordariomycetes, Diaporthales, Diaporthaceae. The record is from RefSeq and is a predicted model, not a curated record. The transcript has a single exon. The coding region runs from base 1 to 2712 and encodes 903 amino acids.
AUGAGUGGAGGCAUGAAGAGGUCUGCGUCGGUCAAGGUGCAGAAGGAUGUGAUCAUCCCCCAGAGACUCUUGUCCGUCUCAAGGAGAGGGGACGACUUCCCGUCAUUCUCGAACACGCCCCAUAUCCGUCACCGAAGACAGCCCUCUCGCAUACAUAAUGGCUUCGUGCCUAGUGGGUCUCACCAUCAACAGCACCAGGACCAGGAUGACGAUACGUACGGACCAGUCCAGCAGGUCCUAGAUGAAUAUAGGCGACGGUCAUUCUUACCACCUUCGGACAAGAGGACGUCAUGGCAGGAUACCCAAACAUCAGGGAGGCCCAGGAAAACCAGUGACCCGGUGACGAAUCACGACCGACGCUCCGUCCACCAAUCUGUCUACCUGGAAAAGGCCGCGGACAAGGACGUCGAAGCUGGGAUAUCACACGGGAGAGACACAGAGGCCUUCCCCGACUUCCACCCGAGGCCCAUACCUCAGCAUAGGUUCCCGCUGCAGGACCGCUCCUCAGAUGCUAUAUCGUCGGUCUGGGGAGACGAGGACUCGUCGACAUACAGCCCACAGGAUGUGCCCAGGCGCAAUAAUACGGUACGGAGGGUCGUAGAUGCUGUGGUGCCGGACAAGGUGCAGGAAACGGCGCGGAACGUCAUCGGUCGCGCACGUCGAAGUUCCAUGGCUGAGGUUUAUGAGAAGGCCAAGGCCAGGGGUGUCGAGCUUCAACGGAAGCGGUGGGUGGAGGUCCUGUUCGAGUGGACCAUCUACACGAUCUUGAUCUGCUUUAUCUACUUUGUCCUGAUCGGCAUGCCUCUCUGGAACGGGGCAGUGUAUUGGAUGUAUUGGUUAAUAUCGACCAAGUUUGUCGUCGCGGGGGGUUGGUCCAUCACCAUCGCCAUCGCCGCGUUUUACUCGUUCGCUCCCCUCCUCAUCUUCUUCGAGAGGGAGCCCCCAGUCGUCGACCGCCCGGAUGAUUUUGACCGGACCGCGAUACCAGGUGUCGCCACUACGGCCCUUCUCAUCCCCUGCUACAAAUCCGCAAACCUCGUCGGCGCUACCCUCGAAGCAGCGCUGAAGGUUUUCCCUGCCUCGCACAUCUUCGUCAUCGCGAACGGCAACUCCGAGACACCCCUCGACAAUACCGAGGAGAUCUGCAUUCCUUACGGCGUCAACCACAUCUGGUGUCCGGUCGGCUCCAAGAUCGUCGCACAGUUCGUGGGGUGCUACGCCGCCAAGGGCUUCAAGAACGUCCUGCUCAUCGACGACGACUGCGCGCUGCCCCCAAACUUCCCCGUCGUGUCAGAGCGCCUCACGGACAAGGUGCGCUCGAUCGGCUACACCAUCAAGAGUGUCGGACCCGAGUCUUCCAAGGGCACCUACUGCCAGCAGGCCCAGGACUUGGAGUACAAGAUUUCGGGUCUCCAGCGUGCCUUGGCCGGCAAGAUGGGCAGUGCGACAUUCCCCCACGGGGCCAUCUCGCUCUGGGACCGCAAGUUCCUCAUCAAGACGUUUCACGACCACCCGGGCUUCUCCGUCUCGGAAGACUGGUUCUUCGGGCACAGCUGCCGGCGCCUCGGUGGCAGGAUCAAGAUGUGCACGUCCGUCUUCGUCGAGACCGAGACGCCGCCCGCUGUGUUCUUCAGCAGCGGGGGCAGCCGCGGCGGCUUCGGCGAGAUGACCGUGUUCAAGCAGCGGUUUAUGCGAUGGAAUUUCUUUUUCGUCAACGGGAUGUUCUACAACAUGCACUACAUCCUCACCAGCUGGAAGCUCGGCUGGUGGGAGAUCGGCGCCAAGAUAUUCGUCUUCCAAGAGGUCUACGAGACCCUCUUGUACCUGUUCACGCCAUUCAUCCUGCCAAUCUCAUUCAUCGUGUCGCCCGCAUUCUGCGGGUACCUGCUCGCGGGUACUGUCGUGCUCUACCUCCUAAACGUGGUCAUCUUCAACGAGGUGCACCUGCGCAUGCGGAAGGAGCGCAUCGGCUGGGACGUACUGCUGCUGUACUACAUGCCCUACAAGCUCGUCCUGACCCUGGUCAACGUCGCGAGCUGCUACUGGAGCCUGUACAAGUACGCGCGCUACUUCGCCAAGAGACACCCCAAGGUCAUCGAGGACGAGAAGGCCGUCGAGGUCGUCCUGCGCCUCGAGGAGACGACGCCCGUCACCAAGGAGGACACCAUCUACGAGGACGAGGCCGACGGCGGCAGGCGCAUGAGCGUCGCCGUCCUGGGCGCGCAGACAAACCCGCGGACGAGCAAGAGGAUCAGCGCCCGCUUCUCGUACAUCAGCGGCAGCGGCGACGACACGAUCUCCCUCAGCAGCCCGCACAGCCCGUCGCCCCUUCCCACGCCCCCGACGCCCGUCUCCCCGGCGCCCUCGUCCCGCAGCCCGUACGAGCCGCCGUCGCCGGGCUACGGCCCGAGCAAGAGGGUGUCGCACGGCCCCUACCUGGCCGUGUCGGACGCGGCGGCGAGCAGCCCCUACGGCCGGCACUCGCCCACCCUCGGCUACCAGGGCUCGCCCGUGCCCAGCCCCGGCAGCUCCGAGGGCGGCGGCCGCCGGAGCCACGCGGUGCCGCCUGGCGCGGCGAUGCAGCCGCCGCAGAUGGUGCACGUCUCCGGGGCGAACACGGUCCACUUCGAGGCGUCGCUGGAUGAGAGGGCCGGGUCCAGCUCGCUCUACGCGCGGCGGCGGAACAGCUUGUUGUCUAGGAACAUGAUAUGA